Messenger RNA from Paramecium octaurelia, 1583 nucleotides. The record is from the annotation of a GenBank genome assembly. Lineage: Eukaryota; Ciliophora; Oligohymenophorea; Peniculida; Parameciidae.
UAUAUGGAUUAAAAAUCAAAUGAAAUGGAAAUGGCCAUGGUGCAUCUUGCCAAACCAGAAAUCAAUGACUAAACUGAAGAAUACAAAGUAUACAAAAGAAGAUAUAUAAUGGCAUCAUUUUUCGCAUUCUCAACUGUAUUUCAAUUUCUAAAUUUCAAGAUCUGUUCAUCAAUGAUGUUUUCAACUUGCAAUCCAAUCGCAUCCGUUCUGUCAGCCAUUUAUGAAAUACCCACCUUUAUCAUUUCAUUAGCUGCCAACGGAUUUCUACUUAUGCAUCCUCUCCUGACUUUCGUAUGUAAAUCAAUCAAUCUUAAAAACAGAAACAUUUAUUGUCAAUCAAACAGAUAUUUCAGUAAGUCUCAAAAUUGGCUGUGCUUUAACAUUGCUAGGCGCAUUGAUUAGAACUGCUACCGUUAUCACAGAGAGGUUGCAUACUUUCACUAAAAUAUAGAUUCUAUACUGUUAUUUUGGGGUCUCUUGUCGCAGGCAUGGGAAGACCCUUCAUUAUCAAUAUUCAAGCCAACGUUGCCAAAGAAUGGUUCAAACCAGAAGAUAAAACUACUGUUAUGAUUGCCUUCUCAUUCAUUAUUACAUGUUCAAGUGUAUUUGGGUACACCUAAUAAUCAUACUUAGUGUCAUAAUACCUGGGCAAAUAUUCAAAGGUUAUAAGUAUGAAACAGAUCCCGAUGAUGGUAAAUUGUUAACUGGAUAAUUGAUGGUGAUUGAAUUAGAAAUCUUUAGUGCUAUUUUAAUUCCUGCCAUUCUUUUCUUCAGACCAAGUCCUCCUACUCCACCUGGUCCUAUCAAUAAAUCUAGAGAUGAAUUUACUUAUCUGUAGUCGUUGAAAAUGACUGCAAAGAAUAAAAACUUUGUAACUCUUAAAUUUAUCAUCUUAUUAGAUCCUACUGUUCGUCUGCUACAGUCUAUUGAUGGGUGGUUUCCAUGCUCUGGCUGUUGUCAUUUCAUACCUUUUUAAUCCUUUUGGCUUCACUCCCUCAUAAACCAGCUUCAUAUGUAUAGUAUUUAGAUUGUAACAGCUCAGAAAGUUCUCCCAUUGUUUGCGGAUUCGUCAGUUCUGUUAUGUAUUCGAUCUUAAUCAGAAAAUAUCACUUGAAUCAUAAGAAAAUAGUGUUGUUCAAUUUGAUCCCAGUUUUAGCUAGUCUGGGUUUGAGCUACUUUGCAUUGAUGACUGAAAGCUUGCCUCUAGUUCUAUUAUGCUAUUCAGUAUUCUUUUUUAGUUUUAUAGGUUCUUGGCUUUUUUGUGAUUCCUUGCAUACCUUUGCAACUUGAAUUAGCAUGCAAGGUCUUGCACCCUAUUAAUCAAACUAUAGCAGUUGGAUUUUUAUUAGCUGGUGUUCACAUUUGGAGUUUCGUUUUUGGCGAGAUUCUCUCAUUAAUAACCCAUGAUCAAAAUAAGUAAUGAGCCAAUAUUAUAAUUAGAACCUAAGCUUUCUACGGAUGUUUAUUGCUAUUUUUAUCGUUUUUAGCAGCUGCUAUUUGUUUUUCUAGAGUUAAACUACCUAAAGAAGAGGAAGAAGAAGAAAACACAUAAGUGAAUCAAUCAACUCAAGAAGGAAUAUGAG